Molecule: messenger RNA, 188 nt
Organism: Dentiscutata erythropus
Lineage: Eukaryota; Fungi; Glomeromycota; Glomeromycetes; Diversisporales; Gigasporaceae
Source: the annotation of a GenBank genome assembly
UAAAAAGUGAUUAUGUGCCAAAGGGUGUAAUUACAAAUAUCACUGGUUUCGAUGUCUACAGUGUCGUUCCUGACUCAUUUGCUGAAGCUAAAACCAAAAAUGCGAUUAUCGUUUGUUACGAUGUUUUUGGAUUUCAUGAAAAUGUAAAGCAAUUUUGUGAUAUAUUAGGAACUCAAGGUCAGUGUUAA